This is a messenger RNA of Exophiala aquamarina CBS 119918, 3378 nucleotides long. RefSeq lists its product as uncharacterized. Gene Ontology annotation, molecular function: telomeric repeat DNA binding; telomerase RNA binding. The record is from RefSeq and is a predicted model, not a curated record. Gene Ontology annotation, cellular component: telomerase catalytic core complex. The transcript has 2 exons. The coding region runs from base 1 to 3378 and encodes 1125 amino acids. NCBI's taxonomy places the organism in Eukaryota, Fungi, Ascomycota, Eurotiomycetes, Chaetothyriales, Herpotrichiellaceae. Gene Ontology annotation, biological process: telomere maintenance via telomerase.
AUGAAGAGGAAGAGGGGGUGCCAAGACGCACCAAGUGAUCGUCCUGCCAAAAGGCAUCAGGCAACAACAUCAAAAAAGGACAUUCAGAAGCCAAGAGCAGCAGCAGUCUUGCCGACCGUUCAUCACAGUGUCCUGUCCUCGUACUAUCCUAAGGUAUGUACGUUGAGGAACUAUUUAUUAGCUAACUUACCUGCUUCUGCUCGUGUCCGACGAAAGAGAUUGGGUGCGCAUGGACGAGAGGAUGAGACCUGCAUUCUGGACGCAACUUUUGUCGGUCUUCUCAAAGAGCCCUCGUUCUCAGUCACAAUAUCUCGAAAAGAUGAUUUUGCUUCGUUCACUCAAAGCCAGCAUCGCGCCACCGGGGCGUUCAGUGGCAAAACUCUGCGAUAUUCCAUGAAGGAGAUAGUUGACUUUGUCAUCUGGUUGCUCUUCAAGGACCACAGGGUGUAUUCACAGCGACCCCGUCAUGUCCUUUGCCACGGCCUUGCCAAAGCCGCUGCCCCCCUUGUGUCAGAAGCAGACAGUAUGCAGACCACCUUUCUGCCAGGCAUCGUGCAACAACAUCCCAACGACAGCAUAGAGAGGCUCAAAUCAAGCACCUGGUCUAAUAUCGCACUACUGCUCGGGGAAGAUGCUGAGGGUAUAUUGUCAAACAUGCUCCUUGAUUGUGGUAUCUUUGUUCGUAUGUCUGAAGGAAAGGACAAUUACUUUCAAUUGAGCGGCAUCCCUCUGUCAGAGUUGACCCCUAAUCGGAAUCACAAUUUACUGCCUAAAACACAUCAAGCAAAUGCCCUCGAGCGACCUCUUGACCCGUCACGUAUUAGGUUUGUCAGAAACCGGAUACUAUACUCGAGGCCCGCCUUGAACCGCACCGGCAAGGUAAAGGUUGGGCUAAAGCAUGUGCACGUCUUCGAAAGAUUUGCAGAUACCAGUCAACCUAUGCACUCAAUACACAUACUAAAGCAUGUUUUCCCACGCCAGUUUGGCCUCCAUAACGUAUUCACAAGCAAUGUCGAUCGCGCCGAGACUGCGCAGCCAUUCAAGGACUACUCCAUUCGGGAAGCAGAAAUUGCAGAUAAAUCAAAGCGACAUUCGAUGAAGGUGCCAUAUCGUCUACGGGGAGAAGCCAUUGAAAUGGUUAGGAAAAUGCAGCGCAAUCAUCAACAGUGCUCGUACAGCCAACUGCUCAGGUAUUACUGCCCGGUUCGACAGUCCACAAACGAAUGCACAGAGGAUCUUGAGCGAAGGUGGCGUUCUGUCUCCACUCCAGGUUCUGAAUGUUUGUUGACGCAGUUGAGUUUCGCUGGCUCAUAUGGGUUCUCAAGGGACUCACCCUCUGACCACUACGAUGCCGAAGCCUCCUUUCUACCUCAUGCAACCCCGCCAGAGAUGGUGUCUGUGUUUUGCCGUUCAGUUAUUGCGACACUGCUGCCCCAGAACUCGCUGGGAACUGGUUCAGAUGGCGUACACAACCUGCAGACACUCCUGCGGAAGGUCGACCAGUUUAUCAAACUGCGCCGAUUUGAAACUUUAAGUCUACAUCAAGUGAUGCAGGGGAUACGGCAAAAGUCAAUUGACUGGCUACGUGCUCCGAAGACUGGCAGAGGGCAAAACUUAUCCAAGUCGGACUUCAUGAAGCGGGUUGAACUUUUGCAGGAAUACAUCUAUUACGUUCUAGACUCUAUUCUGAUACCAUUAAUUCGAUCCAACUUCUACGUCACAGAGAGCUCUUCUCACCGGAAUCGACUGUUCUAUUUUCGACACGAUGUCUGGCGCAAGCUCAGUGAACCAAGUCUUGCUACCUUGAGACUGAAUAUGUUCGCUCCUACCAUUCCCAGUCAAAUUAGACGUGUGCUCGCAACACGGUCUCUGGGCUAUAGCUACUUGAGACUACUUCCUAAAGAUAUUGGUUCUCGGCCCAUCACAAAUUUGAGACGCCGGCAAGUUAAACUGAUCUCUGGUCGAAGGCUUCUCGGACCUAGUAUCAAUUCGCAACUCACACCGCUGUUUAGUGUGCUCAACUAUGAACGGUCUCAGCAUCCGACUGUCUUAGGAUCUGCCCUUCUGUCCGUGGGAGAUAUUCAUAGCAAGCUGAGUGGCUUCAAAAGGGCUAUAUCCUCGCAAGAUCCAAUAUAUAUUGCGAAAAUGGAUAUCAAGUCUUGCUUUGACAGCAUACCUCAAAACGAGCUCCUUUUGGCAGUCAGGGCGCUCUUUCAGGAGCCAGCCUACCGAACCACCAAGCAUACUGAGUUCAAGUCAGUGGAUGACAAGCAAUAUAAGGAAGAACCACAGCUCCAACGUAGAUUCGUCGGUUCGGCAAGACUUGCUGAUGAUUGCGCAGUAUUUUCGGAAAGGGCAAUUGCGCAACUAGCUGCCAGAAAACGGCGAGUGGUCUUCUCAGACACAGGCAACCACAGGAUAUGGUCUCGUGGCUCACUGCUCAAGCUUCUUCAGACACACGUGCAAGAGAGUAUUGUCAAAGUUGGCAAGAAGCACAUGAUUCAAAAGGAUGGCAUUCCGCAAGGUUCCAUCCUGAGUAGCUUGCUCUGCAGCUACUUCUACGGCAUGUUUGAAAAUCAGGAGCUGGGUUUCCUUGAUCCAAGAUCUUGCUUGCUUUUGAGGCUCAUCGAUGACUUCUUGCUGAUCACCACUGAUCAAAUUCUGGCAAAACGGUUCUUAGAGGUCAUGGCAAAAGGAGAUCCUAAGUAUGGAAUCCAAGUGAAUGCUGGCAAGUCGCUGGUGAAUUUCGAUGUGACAAUCAAUGGACAGAAAGUUCCACGUCUGCAUGGCACCACUUGGUUCCCCUAUUGUGGCAUGCGGAUCGACUCAAAAACCCUAGUUCUACAAAAGGAUCGGGAGAAGAAAGAUGCACACGUCAGAAACUCAUUGACUGUUGAGACUGGCGCAAAGGCAGGGAAAGUCCUGAGAAGAAAGGUUUUGUCCUCGCUCAAGUUGCAGAUGCAUGCUAUGCUGAUGGACAUUUCGCUGAAUGGGAAACGGCAUGUUAUGUGCACGCUUUUGGCCAACUUUGUCGAAUCAGCGAUGAAAUUUCAUCAAUACCUAGGUCACCUGGCACACAACCAACGACCUUCACAAGAAUUGAUCCGGCAGCUGAUUCAGGAAAUGAUGACUACAGCACAUAAGAUUUGUUUGGCCAAAAAUAGUCGAAAGCGAGGCAUAAGAUGGGUUGAGAUGUGCUGGCUCGGUGCCUGUGGCUUUCAAAGAGUACUGCAACGGAAGCAGACCUAUUAUUCAGAAGUUUUGGUCUGGCUGAACUCGCUUCGGACAGAAAGCGAAUCGCACAUCGGAUUGCACUUUUCGGAGAGAGAAGCACUGAUAAGGGCGAGUGAGAAAGUGUUUCGUGGGUACAUAUAUUAG